Purpureocillium lilacinum is the source of this 717-nucleotide messenger RNA. RefSeq lists its product as uncharacterized. The record is from RefSeq and is a predicted model, not a curated record. Gene Ontology annotation, molecular function: protein binding. NCBI's taxonomy places the organism in Eukaryota, Fungi, Ascomycota, Sordariomycetes, Hypocreales, Ophiocordycipitaceae.
AUGACGAGCAGCCGGGACCGCCGCAUCGCCAAGGAGCUGGCCGACAUCCAAGCCGACCGAGAUAGCUCCGGCGUGUACGCAGCGCCCGCCGACGGCGUAACUCUCAAGCACCUCAAGGGUGUCAUCCCCGCGCCCCCGGACACGCCGUAUGCGAGCGCAACGUACGACAUCGACAUCCAGAUUCCCGACACGUACCCGUUCAAGUCGCCGAUCAUGAAGUUUGAGACCAAGAUCUGGCACCCCAACGUCAGCAGUCAGACGGGCGCCAUCUGCCUCGACACGCUGGGCAGCGGGUGGUCGCCCGUCCAGACCAUCAAGACGGCGCUCCUCUCGCUGCGCAUGCUGCUCGAGGCGCCCAAUCCCAAGGACCCGCAGGACGCCGAGGUCGCAGGCAUGAUGAUGGAGAACCCGGAGCGGUUCGCCCGCGUCGCCCAGGACUGGGCCGUCCGCUUUGCCGGCGCCAACCGUCAGGCCUUUGACCUCAGCAAGUGGCUCACGAAGCACGCGAAUCAGCCGGUCCAGAACGCCAGCGAUUCAACUCGAUACAACGGCUACAACAAGGACCUGGUUGACCGCUUCGUCAACAUGGGCUUCGAUGUCGACGCAGUAAUCGACGCUUUCCAUUAUUUCGGUAUCGAUCGCAAUAACGGGCGAGAUUACGUGCUGGAAGAGGCCUAUAUGGGCGACAUCACAGCCCGUCUGCUGGGUGAGCAAUGA